AUGAAUGGUUUCGUGAAGCUCGUUGUUAGUCGUAGCUGUGGAAAUGCUACUUCUGUCAGCCUACCUGAAUGUUCUGACCAAAUACUGAAAUAUGUUGCAAAUGCGUGUCCUGGCCUGAAAGCUUUAUCUUUGCCUAGCAAUUCGGUGUUACUAAAAUCAAACAUAAUUAUGGAGCUGACUGAAAAGUUGAAACACUUGGAGUCACUGUCUUUGGGAAAUAGCAGAAAUAUUGCUGAAAUCCUUUCACAGAUCAGCCUUCACUGCAAGAACUUUCGUCGUUUGGAAUUGCGUGAUUGUUUAAUAGGUGAUGAAGAGGCAUCGUCAAUCAUCAAAUUGGUGCUUCAUAUUCAGUACUUAGUCUUGAGGUGUUCAAGAAUUCGUCGUGGAAAUUUUAUCACAUUACUUCAAGUCUGUAAGGAGCUUGUGUAUUUGGAUGCCAGUGAUUGUCGAGAUUUUGAAGAGGAUUAUGAUGACAUAUUAAAGCUUGCUUCCCAUAUUGCUUAUUUCAGCUGUGAGGGUUCCCAACUCUAUGAUUCUGAAGAUAACCAUGGUAGAUUGAUCUCUGAUGGAGAGAGUUCUGAUGAUGAUUAG
Prunus persica (peach) is the source of this 591-nucleotide messenger RNA. Its product is annotated as F-box/LRR-repeat protein At3g48880. The transcript has 2 exons. The record is from RefSeq and is a predicted model, not a curated record. Bases 1 to 591 code for a protein of 196 amino acids. NCBI's taxonomy places the organism in Eukaryota, Viridiplantae, Streptophyta, Magnoliopsida, Rosales, Rosaceae.